This is a messenger RNA of Zasmidium cellare ATCC 36951, 1080 nucleotides long. RefSeq lists its product as uncharacterized. Gene Ontology annotation, molecular function: 3-dehydrosphinganine reductase activity. NCBI's taxonomy places the organism in Eukaryota, Fungi, Ascomycota, Dothideomycetes, Mycosphaerellales, Mycosphaerellaceae. Gene Ontology annotation, biological process: sphingolipid biosynthetic process. The transcript is spliced from 3 exons. The record is from RefSeq and is a predicted model, not a curated record. The coding region runs from base 1 to 1080 and encodes 359 amino acids. Gene Ontology annotation, cellular component: endoplasmic reticulum membrane.
AUGGCAUUAGGACUGUUCUGGGCCACGACGUGCCUCUGUAUUCUGCUAUUCGUCUUGGCGCUGGACAUUAUGGGUGUCUUUUCGAGAAAGAACCACUUUGAUGUGGAUGGGCGGACCGUCGUUAUCACUGGCGGCUCCCAGGGCAUGGGCAGAGGGCUCGCCAAGCUGUUGGCAUCAAAGGGAGCCAAUAUUGUGAUUGUGGCACGAAACAAGCAGAAACUCGAAGAGGCCCUGAAAUACAUAAGUUCUGCAGCGAAGAACCCUCAAGCUCAGCGAUUCCAUUCGAUCAGCGCAGAUGUCACGAAAACUGAGGAGAGCGAGCGGAUCAUCAGUGAAGUCACUGCCUGGAACAAUGGAAAUGCUCCCGAUAUAGUGUGGGCGAAUGCUGGAUCUGCACACCCUGGCUUGUUCGUCGACACUCCUCCGGAGACAAUUCGGUCACAAAUGGACAUCAACUACUUCGCUGCCGCUUAUUUGGCCCACGCCACUUUGAAGACGUGGAUCAAACCUUCUCCGAAUACUACAAGCAAUGCGAACCCGAAACUGGUGAAGCCAAGGCACUUCGUCAUGACUUCGAGUACCCUCAGCUUUUUCAGCAUUGUGGGAUAUGGGCCGUAUUCAAGUCCCAAAGCAGCCAUGAGGUCUCUGGCAGACACUCUUCGUUCCGAAGUGAACUUGUACAAUGGAGCAAGGAGGAAGGACCCCAUCAAUGGUCCGUCAGCUGAUAUCAAAAUCCACUGUGUCAUGCCAGGAACAAUCACGAGUCCCGGCUUUCAGCAUGAAGAGAGUCUCAAGCAUGAGGCCACCAAAAUCUUGGAGAAAGACGAUCCGAAGCAGACAGAGGAUGAGGUUGCCAAAGCUGCUAUCAAUGGACUCGAGAAGGGCGGAUUCAUCAUCACGACGCAAUUACUCGGUCAUGCAAUGCGUGCAUCUGCUUUGGGGGGAAGCGCGAGGAACAACUGGUUCGUUGACACGAUUUUCAGCUGGGUGGUAGCUAUUGCAUGGCUGUUCAUUGGGCCUGAUCUCGAGGGCAAGGUGUUCGACUAUGGAAAGAAGCAUGGCCUCGCAGCACCGAAGUGA